This is a messenger RNA of Dromiciops gliroides (monito del monte), 6174 nucleotides long. It is a transcript of the gene CHDH, whose product is annotated as choline dehydrogenase. The record is from RefSeq and is a predicted model, not a curated record. Gene Ontology annotation, molecular function: choline dehydrogenase activity; flavin adenine dinucleotide binding. The transcript is spliced from 9 exons. Lineage: Eukaryota; Metazoa; Chordata; Mammalia; Microbiotheria; Microbiotheriidae. Bases 494 to 2266 code for a protein of 590 amino acids. Gene Ontology annotation, cellular component: mitochondrial inner membrane.
UGGUUGGGGCGGACUCGAUGGCCCCAGAGGGCCCUUGUAGCACUGGGUCCAUGCCAUGCGUGGGGUAGCGACGAGCAACUAUGGGAUCGGGAUUCGAACCCGCGGCUAAAGGCGGGAGGGUCACGGAGGCGUAAUGGGACAGCGCGUUCGGCCGCCCUUUGUCCUCCCUGGGCCUCGGAGGCGUGGGAGGGGCGGUGUCUGUCAGGCCCCCGGGAUGGGGGUGGGGGCCCGCCCGCGAGGGCGCAGCCGUUAAAGUUUAUCUGGGCCGGACCCGCCCCCUGACCGCCCCCUCCGCGCCCGGUCUCCCGGACUGUCCGCAGGAGAGUCCAGCUGGGAGCCAGGAGUUCUGGACUGACAGAGCGGGCCGGCUCAGAGAGCGCGAUUUAGAGAAGGGGACCCAACAGGUUUUCAAAGAGGGAAUUUUUCCUACACGGACUGCUCUAGCGGUAUCCCUAAAUUCUGGGCAAAGGAUCUUGCUGUUCCAGUGAGGAGGAUGUCUCUGUUCCUCCGAGCCUCCUCCAAGAAGUGGGCUGGUUCUCCUUUGACUGGGCUGGCAAGGCUUGCCCAUCAGGCCAGUUCCAAUGACAGACAAAGAGACACCUACAGCUAUGUCAUCGUCGGGGCUGGGUCCGCCGGCUGUGUCCUGAGCCACCGGCUGUCAGAAGACCCCAACAGCACCGUGAUGGUCCUGGAGGCUGGGCCCAGAGACAUCAUGAUGGGCAGUAAGCGACUGACGUGGAAGAUCCACAUGCCUGCUGCCUUGGUCUCAAAUCUCUGUGAUGACAAAUACAAUUGGUAUUACCAUACCACCCCCCAGAAGGGCCUGAACAACCGAGUCCUGUACUGGCCCCGGGGCCGUGUCUGGGGCGGCUCCUCCUCUCUCAACGCCAUGGUCUACAUCCGUGGCCACGCGGAGGACUACAACCGCUGGAGUGAGGAAGGGGCUGAGGGCUGGGACUAUGAGCACUGCCUGCCUUAUUUCCGCAGGGCCCAGAAUCACGAGCUGGGCGCUAAUCGGUACCGGGGUGGGGAGGGCCCCCUGCAUGUGUCCAGGGGCAAGAGUGAGCAUCCCCUCCACCACGCCUUUCUGGAGGCAGCCCAGCAAGCCGGCUACCCUUUCACUGAGGACAUGAACGGAUUCCAACAGGAAGGCUUUGGCUGGAUGGACAUGACCAUAUACAAAGGUCAGCGAUGGAGCACUGCUAGUGCCUACCUCCGUCCCGCCCUCUCCCGACCCAAUUUGACCGCAGAAUCCAGAACCCUUGUGACCAAAAUUCUGUUUGACGGGAUCAAAGCUAUUGGUGUGGAGUACCUGCAGAGUGGUCAGAGGAAAAAGGUUUAUGCCAGCAAAGAGGUGAUUCUGAGUGGGGGAGCCAUCAACUCACCCCAGCUGCUCAUGCUGUCCGGAAUUGGGAAUGCAGAUGACCUCAAGAAACACGGGAUCCCUGUUGUUUGCGACCUUCCUGGUGUGGGCCAGAACCUUCAGGACCAUUUGGAGAUGUACAUCCAGCAAGAAUGCACUCAGCCCAUCACUCUGUACUCAGCACAGAAGCCCAUACGGAAGAUGCGCAUUGGGCUGCAGUGGCUCUGGAACUUAUCAGGAGACGGAGCUACUGCCCAUCUUGAAACUGGUGGCUUUAUCCGGAGCCGUCCUGGUGUCCCUCACCCUGAUAUUCAGUUCCAUUUCUUGCCUUCUCAAGUGAUUGACCAUGGGCGAGUCCCAACCCAACAGGAAGCUUACCAGGUGCAUGUGGGGACCAUGAGGAGCAUGAGUGUGGGCUGGCUGAAACUGAAAAGUGCCAACCCCAUGGACCACCCAAUUAUUGAGCCUAACUACAUGUCAACAGAAGAAGAUAUUCAGGAAUUCCGUCUGUCUGUGAAGUUAACCAGAGAGAUUUUUGCCCAGAAAGCUCUGGAACCAUUCCGAGGCCAGGAGAUCCAGCCUGGAAGCCAUGUUCAGUCUGACCAAGAGAUUGAUGCCUUUGUCAGGGCAAAGGCUGACAGUGCCUACCAUCCCUCGUGCACAUGUAAAAUGGGCCAGCCCUCUGAUCCCACUGCAGUUGUCGAUCCUCAAGCCAGAGUCAUUGGUGUGGAAAACCUGAGGGUGGUGGAUGCAUCUAUAAUGCCCAGUGUGGUCAGUGGCAACCUCAAUGCACCCACCAUCAUGAUAGCAGAGAAGGCCUCGGACAUGAUCCGUGGGCUUCCAGCGCUCUGUGACAAGGGUGUUCCAGUCUACAAGCCCAAGACCUUGGAAACCCAGCGAUAAGAUGUCACGUGGCCCUGGCCAAGGGAGUAUCCGAAGGAAAGUUGAUCUUUAAGAGAACAGGUCCAACAGUCCCUGGACAUUACUUACUGACUCAAAGCCAAAUUCCAAAAUAAUUUUGGACAUUGUUAGAUGUUGGCCUACAUGGAUGCAGUCUUCCAGCUAGGCCAGCCCUCUUCUCCAAAGCAGACUUGCAGAAGACAUUUGUUUUGCUUGUAAAUGGGAUGGUUUUCUUUUUAAUCCUAUGCUGAUUAUUUUAAAAAGAAAUCCCAUUUCAGAAGCGCAGCCUAGAAACAGACCCAUAUGUCAGGUAAUUCAGGUAGCUGACAGCCUCAUCUUGAGGUCUGUCCCAAUGACAACCUCAACUAGGAAAAACACUUGGCAGUGAAACCAUUUCUUUUUUUUCCAAGCUCUCUGCCUGGGUCAGAGCCUAUCUGUGGGACAAGAGAAAUCCAGAGACAUUCUGGGUUCCCUGACAGGAGAACUGUGGGCUCCUCUUUAGAUCUUCCUUACCUUUAUUCUCCCCUCUCACCCCAGAGAGAUCACCCAGGGCAGGGGGGGAUGACAGGGGCAUGUGUAUUCAUCCCCAUGGGCCUGGUUUAGUCUUCUAUGCCUCAGUGUUGGCUGCUGGGAUCAGUGCUGCUUCCUUAGUCUUAUGGAGCAUUUAUGCUAGGUGACUGACCCAAGGCCCCUAUGCUAAUAGAAUGUAAGGGCCUUGAGGACAGGGAGGGCUUCAUUUUUCGUCAUUUCUCUGACUAGGACCCAGCCCAUUGCAAUGCGUGUAGUUAGUAGUCAGUGCUUAUUGAAUUGGAUAGAAUGAUUCCAUGGAAGUGAUUGCCCAAAGACUGUGGGAUCAGAACUGAGGAGACCUAUCUUCUAAUGUACAUUUUACUUGGUGAAAAGCAGCCUUGAAGACUUUACCCUUCUUUCUGUUCCCUUGGGCAAAGCACUUUUUUGAGCCUCUUUCCUCUUCUGCAAAGGAGGAGUGAUUACUUUUUUCCCAUCCUCUCUCAGAGGAUUUGGGGGCUGGGCUGGUGGGGGAUGGGUUUUGAGGACCAAAUGAGCCAAAUGGACAGGUGAGCGUUUUAUACAAAGCUCAACAAGAGCCAUCAGGUACUUUGACAUCCUGUUAGCUAACAUUUCCAGCCAUCACACAUCUCAUUGAGGAGCUAAAUGAAGACGUUGGCAUCUUAAAAACUCAAUGGAACUUGUAGCCUUGGGAGGCACGCGCGCGUGCGCGCGCACACACACACACACACACACACACACACACACACACACACACACACACACACACACACCAUGAAGUUUGAACUGAAGCUCAGUUUGAACCUGUGCCCACCCAGACCUGAGCAGUGCUCUCCUUUGUCAGCACCUUCGUCCACCCAUGGUCAUCUAGCCUUGCCCCCACCCCCAACAGAAAACCCAGUACCUCCCAUACCAAACUUCCAGCUCCAGAGACCUUGACUUCCUAGGAGGUUUUCCCUCAUACUGAGCUAUGACUUCAACCCAUACACGAAAUUAGUUUGCUCUUCAUCACAUAGAGGUUGGACCGGGUGACCUCGGAGGCUCCUUCCAGCUCUGAGCUGCUCUUUGUCAGGCGGGAGCUCCUUAGUGGAGAUCAGUCUUUGGACCUGAAAAUGAGAUUGUUUGCUCUACAGAGCCCCAUGAAAUACCAGGCCUGAACUGCAUCAUGUCUUCAUCAAGAGCAUCUUAAUUGUUUUUUUUUUUUUGGAGGGGGAGGUAGGGGAUGGAGAGGGAAGAGUUCUCUUGUAUCAGUCAGCCAGGCUUUCUGGGUUAGUAGUCAUCCUGACCCUGGAGUAGUGUCCCUCUAUUCGACAGAACCGAAUGCCCCAGAAACUUCCCAUAGCUGUCGAGUUGGGGUGUGAAUUUCACUCCCGUCUGUUAGCAAUAGAACACAGAGCUACUCAUCAUUAGUGGGUAUUUCCUGGAAACCCAUUCAUCUGGGGAUCUCCUGGAGUUCACAGGAUAGUACCGUAGCAUAUCAUGGACUCUUAAUAUGUGAACAGAUAAAACUGAAAAUCUAAUCAAAUGAAUAAAAUAGGAACUGAUAGAUUUGAGUGCAUUUUUUAAAUUAAAAAAGGGACAGUACCCUAUGGUAUUUUUAAAUCAACUAAUUUAAUGAUGAAUUAAAUUCUUAACUUUGUAGCCAAAAGUAGUCUGUCUCUACCAGGUAACAAGAAAACUGUUUUGAUUUUAUUUAUUAGAAAAUGGCCAAUCUGCCUGUGAUUAGGAAAAGCGCCAUUACUAAGGAAGAUUAUAGCAUUGGGAGAUAGAGGAUAAGAAAAAUUGGGGAACCAGGCCUUUUAGAAUAAAAUGUAAGAGCUAAAUGGAGGGCAAUAGCCCAUUCAGUUUGUGAGAGAACACACAUGUGACAACCUGCAAACAAGUUGUAUCUCUUACUGAACCAAACAUGCUUUUUGAUAACCUGGUAGUGUAAUCUUCACGUCAGAAAAUCCCAUUUAGGGGCAAGCAGGGCUUUGUUCUGAGUCAGCUUGGCUACAAUCAGUGCUUAGUAUGUGCCUACUACAUAGUAGGCACUCAAAUGAGUGUUGACUAACUGACAUAAUUGUUUACUUCCUUUGGGCUAAGAGGCAGCUGCCCCUCUGACCAUAGUAAAGUUUACAGAAAUUGGGACUUUCAUCCCUCAUCAGUCACAAUUCUCCUGCCUUUUUGUAUUUUCCUGGAUAGGAACUGGAACUAUGUCUUGCCUUAAGCAAUGCACAUAAUAAAAAUCUUUCCAUAUUGUCUGAUGUGCCACUUAAUGGAUGCAUCUCUCUUGCUUUCUAGAAGCUUCUUGUUCCCAGGAUUGAAGUUUACUCUUUUUCUUCCUGCGUGCCAAUGAUAUGAAAUAUAGUAUGUAUAAAAAAGUCAUUUCUCAUAGAUUUCCAAAAGUUAAAAGCUAGGAACUCUGAAUCAUACAGAUAAAUAAAUGUUGGAGAGAUAAAUGUCAUAAAUAGUAUCAACAAGGAAUAAUGAACAGUUUAUUCCCAAUAGUUAGCAUUUACACAAAGCAACUAGGGGUUCAGUGGAUAGAGCACUGAUCCUGGAGUUCAGGAAGACCAGAGUUUAAAUCCAGCCUUAGACAAUGACUAGCUGUGUGACCCUGGGCAAGUCACUUAUCCAUUUGCCUUAAUCCAUUGGAGAAGGAAAUGGUAACCUACUCCAGUAUCUGUGCCAAGAAAUUCCAUGGACAAUAUUGUGCUAUGGUCCAGAGGGCCGUGAAGAGUCUGAUGUCACUAAAGAACAACAAGAAUUUAUCUAAUACUUGAAGAUUUGUAAAGUGCUUUACAAAUAUCCCUGGGAGGGAGGUGCUGUUAUCAUCCCCAAUUACAGACAAGGAAACUGAGGCAGACAGAGGUGAAGUGACUUGGCCAGAAUCACAUAGUAAGUGUUUGAUGCUGGAUUUGAACUCGGGUUUCAGUGACUCCAGGUCUAGUGCUCUAUCCAUUGUAUACCUAGCUACCUCGUUUAUUGAAUAAUCAAUAUUAAAUUUCCUGUCAAGGUUAUUCAUUUGUAAUGUAGUUUUCCCUGAUGAAAGGUAUCUGUGCCUGUCAGUUGACAUACUUCAAUCCCCAUUAAACAUACUAUAGCAGGGACCCAGACUCAGACUUCCAUUUACUUCGCUGGUAUUUAUAAUCAAGGUUCUUGUUUAAGUAUUUGUCCUUUAAAACAUGAGAAUAAACUGAACCUCCCGUCAUGCAUUUGACAGCUUUUCUUUCCCUGCUAUGGAUGAUGUGUAACAGGUGUUCCCAAAUAGGUUUCCUGGGUAUUCAAGGUCCUGAAGGGCCUAUUUGUUGGUGCUUGUCAUUUAAUUCUGACUUAGUCACCCAGAGAACUGCUAAAGUACGGCAUACUCUUGUUCCUGUUACUUAGCAUCACUUUGAUAA